This is a messenger RNA of Penicillium samsonianum, 504 nucleotides long. Its product is annotated as Glycoside hydrolase superfamily. Gene Ontology annotation, biological process: carbohydrate metabolic process. Lineage: Eukaryota; Fungi; Ascomycota; Eurotiomycetes; Eurotiales; Aspergillaceae. The transcript has a single exon. The record is from RefSeq and is a predicted model, not a curated record. Bases 1 to 504 code for a protein of 167 amino acids.
AUGGAUAUCUCCGACAUGGCGAAGUACAAAGGAAACUUCACCCAUAUUCAUUUCGCCUUUGCCAAUAUCACAAAUGAUAUGAAAAUCGAUAUCGAAGAUGUCAAAUUCUCAUUCAAUGCCUUCGUGAGGUUGGGAGGUUUCAAACGCAUCAUCCUCUCUUUUGGUGGAUGGGCCUUUUCCACUGCAACCAAAAGGUUCCCUACUUUCCGUAACGGUGUCACAGACGCUCAACGGCAGAAGUUUGCCAACAAUGUCAUCAAUUUCCUGAAGCUGCACGACCUUGAUGGUCUAAACUUUGACUGGGGAUAUCCUGGAGCUCCGGAUCUUCCUGGCAUUCCACCGAGUAGCCCAGAGGAUGGAGCAAACAACGUCAAGUUCUUGAAAAAGGUCAAGAAGCAGCUACCAGCCGGCAAGAUACUAUUGGUCGCAAUGCCAGCUUCAUUUUGGUACCUCCGUGGAUUCCAUCCCAUCAGCGCUUUCGCAGAUGUUGUUGACUACUACUAA